This is a messenger RNA of Larimichthys crocea (large yellow croaker), 3852 nucleotides long. Its product is annotated as desmoglein-2. Gene Ontology annotation, cellular component: plasma membrane; desmosome. The transcript is spliced from 14 exons. The record is from RefSeq and is a predicted model, not a curated record. Gene Ontology annotation, molecular function: calcium ion binding. Gene Ontology annotation, biological process: homophilic cell-cell adhesion. Bases 95 to 3289 code for a protein of 1064 amino acids. Lineage: Eukaryota; Metazoa; Chordata; Actinopteri; Sciaenidae.
CUCUCUCCAUCAGCUCACAGUCGGUUUUGGACUUUUGGCAGUGCUUUUUGGACUUUGUUCACUUUGAUACAAAGACUGGGACUAGACUCCAGUCAUGGUUCGGGUUUCUCUGCCUGUGUUUGUGUUACUUCUGUCUGUGAUCCAGGCUGUUGUCGUGGUGAAUGCCAACUCUGGAGACCAUUUGAUAAGAAAAAGAAGUAAAUGGGUUAUCCCUCCAAAGGAACUGACUGAAAAUGAAGAUUACACACAUCUGGAAUCUAUAUCCAGGAUUCGAUCGGAUUUUGAAAGUGUCCACGAUAUUGAAUACUCUCUAGAAGGCAUUGGUGCAAACCUAAAUCCCUUCCAUGUGUUUGUAGUUGACUCUCGAACUGGACUAAUUCGUGUGACCAAAAAACUUGACAGGGAGGAAAUUGCUAUGUACAACCUGUCAGGUAUUGCCAAGCGCAAAGAUGGCAUGGAGGUGGAGAAAAAAAUUGAUUUACAAAUCAAGGUUGUGGAUCAGAACGACAACGAUCCAGUGUUUUCCUCCAUAGAGGUUGGCGAGGUAAAAGAGCUCAGUACCAUAGGCACUACAAUAAUGAAAAUAACUGCAACUGAUGCUGAUGAACCAGGGAAUGAGAACUCUCAGAUUGCCUAUUCCAUCAUUGAUCAGAAUCCAGCUCCUGACAUGUUCAAGAUUUACCCAGAUGGAACUAUCACUGUCAAAAGUAGUGCCCUGGACAGAGAGAGAGAAGAUGAGUACACUCUGACGGUGAAAGCACAGGACUUAAAUGGCAAACCAGGUGGAAACACUGGAACUGGCACUGUUGUCAUUAAAAUCCUGGAUGAGAAUGAUAACCUCCCCAAACUGGAAAAAGAUCAUUAUGAGGUCAACAUUACCGAGAACACAUACAAUGUGGAGGUGAUGAGAUUCCAAGCACAAGACCUGGACCUAAAGGGCACUGACAACUGGAUAGCUGUAUUUCAAUUUGUCAAAGGCAACGAGGCGGGGUACUUCAGCUUUAAAGUAGACGAAAAAACCAAUGAGGGCAUUCUAAUGCUCAACAAGGCUCUGGAUUAUGAGGAUGUGAAGAACCUUGACCUAGGAGUAGUUCUGAGAAAUAAGGCUGCUUAUUUAGCAGCAGGAUAUAUGACUGCUUAUUCAGCAGCAGGAAAUAUGGCAAUGUCUGAGGCUGAACUCAAAAUCUAUGGAAUCAAAGUCAAUGUGAUAAAUCAACCUGAGGGGCCAUUUUUUGACCCCAAAGUUAAAUCUAUUCACGUCUCAGAGGGAGACAAAACCAUCAAAAUUAAAGAAGUUAUUGCCAAGUAUCCUGCAAUGGAUGGAGACACUAUGCAAGAACCUAAAAAUGUCAGGUAUAUUAAGGGCUCGGACCCUGGCAACUGGCUAACCAUUGAUCCAAACACAGCUGAGAUCAAACUGAACAAGAUGCCUGACAGAGAAUCUAGUUUACUGGUUAAUGGGACAUAUUUUGCUAAAGUACUGUGCAUUUCAAAAGACAUGCCCGAUACAACAGCCACCGGCACCGUAGCCAUCCAGGUUAAAGAUUCUAAUGACCACUGCCCCACCCUGACCAGUGACUUCCAGACUAUGUGUACCACAAGUGACUCUGUAAUUGUGAAUGCUAAAGAUGAGGAUAUUUACCCUAAUGGACCUCCUUUCCACUAUGCCAUCAUCCCAGAGGGCACUAUGGGCAAAUGGCUGCUGGAGCGUCUAAAUGACACUGCAGUUAUCCUGAGAGCCAAGGAGGCCAUGUGGCCUGAACUCUAUGAUGUGAACCUUUUGGUAAAGGAUGGGCAGGGAUAUCAUUGUGAAGAAUCACAGAAAUUGAAGGUCCAAGUUUGUACCUGUGAAGAUGGAGUGACGUGUGGAAAAAAGGGUACCAAUCAACCCAGCAAAGGAGCAGACUUUGGACCUGCAGGCAUUGGACUGCUAUUCCUGGGCCUACUGCUCUUACUAUUCUUUCUUCUGUUGCUCUUCUUCUGCAAAUGUGGGGCAUUAGACGGAGGGCAAGUCUUUACUAAACUUCCUUUUGACCCCAAACCACACCUCAUUAACUACCACACUGAAGGCCAAGGAGAGAACACGGAUGUGCCGCUUGUGAUACGGCCAAUACAAGUGGAUGGACAAUAUAUCAAAGACGGUCUGGGCAUAGCUGACACAACUUCAUUUAAUCAAAUUACUGGUACAAUAAAAAAGACUAAUCAUCAAGAUCUUACAUCUCUUAACACCGAUUGGAUGAAUGGGACCAGCUAUCGAGAUGUUUCUAUUAGCGGCUUCAGAGGUUCAGCAUUUGGGUUUAACCAGGACUACAGCAAUGAAUUCUCCUCUAUAUUUAGAAGCAACAAAUCAGGUUUUGGUGGAGGACUUUAUGAUGGCAUGUCUCUAUCAGACCACUUUCUAAGAGAGUACUACACUCAGAAGGUGGCCAGUGAAAAUGAGAACCUUGGAAUGAAGGAUGGUCUUUUGGUUUAUGACUUUGAGGGCCAGGGCUCCUCCGCUGGCUCAGUGGGCUGCUGCAGCCUCUUGGACUCUACCAACGACCUGCAGUUCCUUGAUGACCUUGGACCAAAGUUUAAGACCCUGGCUGAGGUGUGCAGAGGCAAGAAGAUCUCAACUGAAGUCCAACAAGUGUUAAGUCCUCUGCCCAGUACCUCCAUCAACACUCAGAGCUCAGUAACAAGUGUGGUGACUACCCAACAGCUGCACCCUCCACCCCAGCCUCAGCCGACUGUCCCCAAAACAGAACACACUGUGAUCAGGGAGACAUCUGAGCGUUCUCAGAUGGCGAAGGAUAGCACGGUCACAGUGAUGGAAGGAAUGACCACAUUAAACAAAGACAUGACAAAUCAAGGCCAAAUGCUCCUGCUACAGCAGCAGCCCGUCUACUACACCACCAGCCCAGUGCUUCAGCCAAUGCAGUAUGUAGUCCAGCCACAGGCUCAUAACACCAUGGUGCUGGCUGAGGCACCAGUCACCAACCUGCAGGGCAUGGUACUGGUUAACGGCACCCAGACCGGACCUGCCCAAGGUAUGUUUGAAGGGUCAAGUGCCAACCUGAUUCACACUGGCAACCUCACUGGCUCGCAGACCAUGGUUGUUGUGGAGGGAGGGGUCCCUGCAGGGUCAGUGAAAGUGAUGAAGGGGAACCAGACCAGCAUUGUGCGAGGGUGCACAAUAAGUAACGAGGGACAGCUGACCCGGGAUGCAGGAGGUCUGUCCCCGAGGAGUGAUAUCUCUAGAUCUCAAAGAGUCCUCUAUAGUAAUAGCCGCACAUCCACUGGAUUUUAGAACUGCGUGGUGGGUUCCUCUACCACCACAGUGAAAACAACACCCACCGCAAGGUGAUGCAAGCGACAGGAGAACCUUUUCAGUGCUAUAAAACUGUUCCUCUGGCCUGGUCAAGGUGGUGAUGGGAUGUUUGUGGAAUACUUCCUUUAAGCUUGACAAAGUUUGUCAAUGACUUUACCCUUGCCCUUGUCUACUGAUAUGAAGUUGACUUGGGUAGAAUGCACUCCAGACAUUCCUGGCAACUUUUUAUACUUUACUUCUCAUUCUUCACCUCUCUCUGCAGUGACAGAGAAUGUCACGCAGAAUCAUGUUCAAUUUACUUUUAGCACACCCUCAUGUUAUAUUUAAUGUAGGGUUACAGUUAGAUGCUUUCUUUUGUCGUUUUGCACAAAUAAAAGUAACACAAAAAAAGUCAUAUUGGAACAAGUUGUUCUUCCAUAUUUUUAAACAGGAGCCUGAGUAAGGGAGAGUCUUGCUAGUUAUAUUCAGGAUUGCACUUGAACCGCUUGCUGCAGUUAUUAGAUGAAUAUAGAGAAAAAUAAAUAAAUAAAAAUACUGUGUGA